UCAGGGCUUCUUCUUCAGCAUCGUAUUUGGAGCAAUGCUAAAUGCAAGCGUGCAGCAGUUUCCUCCAUUAACGCUGUGCUCGAACAAUUCCAACUUCUCCAUUGCAAGGACACCCAUACGAUUAACGCGUCAUUCUGAUGCUGCUCGCUCUGCGAACCGCUCAUCUCCCUAAACGCUUCUUCUCAUCUUUCCCACUCUCGGCGCUCUCGAAUUCCGACUACAUUCACUCUCGCCUCGACUCCAUCCUCUCGAGCCACACCACUCCGCCGUCGUCUCUCCUCCAAUCCCACUGCUUCGUCAUAACGACCGGCCAUUCCGAGAACGUGUUCAUUGCGGCGAAGCUAAUCUCUCUGUACGCGUCUCUCAACCGACCCACAUGCUCGACCCGAGUGUUUGAUCAAGUAGAGCCGAAGGACGUCUUUCUUUGGAACUCCAUCAUCAAAACCCACUUCUCAAAUGCCGUCUACUCUCGGGCCAUCCAGUUUUAUUCGCGAAUGCGGGCGGCGAAUGAGCUGCCCGACCAGUUUACGAUCCCCAUGGUCGUGGCCGCCUGCGCAGACAUUGGUUCGCUGAAUUAUGGGAUGUGGGUCCACGCUUUAACGUGUAAAUGUGGUCUUUUUGGGGGAAGUUCGGCUGUCGGAUCUUCUUUUGUGUACAUGUACUCGAAGUGUGGCGAUUUGACGGAUGCCUCUUUGGUGUUUGAUGAAAUACGCGUGCGAGACGUGGUGGCUUGGACGGCGCUUUUAAUUGGGUACGUUCAGAAUGGGGAAAAUGAGAAGGCAUUGACGAGUUUGCGCAAGAUGCUAAGGUUAGGCGGGUUAAAUGAGAGACCCAAUUUUAGGACCAUGGAGGGUGGUUUUCAAGCUUCUGGGAAUCUGGGUGCAGUAUCAGAAGGUCGUUGUCUUCAUGGUUUAGCGGUAAAAAGUGGACUUUUGUGUUCUGAAGUUGUUAAGUGUUCAGCUCUGUCUAUGUACUCGAGAUGCGAUUCCCCUGAAGAGGCUCAUUCAUCAUUUUGUGAGAUUGUCAAUAAGGAUGUUCUCUCAUGGACAUCAGUAAUCAGUGUGUAUGCAAGGUCCGGACAUAUGGCAGAGUGCUUGUCUUUGUUUCUUCAAAUGCAAUUCAAUGGAACAUAUCCAGAUGGAAUUGUUACUAGUUGCGUACUUUUGGGUUUCGCCAAUACCAUGAGUGUCUCAGAAGGGAGGACGUUUCAUGGGUUACUUAUAAGGAGACAUUAUCUGUUAGAUGAGGAUCAGAUUGUUCGCAAUGCUUUAUUGUCCAUGUAUUGUAAGUUUGGGCUCUUAAAUGUUGCUGAUAAGCUUUUUGCCAGUAGAGUGCAUGAACUUGCGAAAGAGCCAUGGAACAUUAUGGUUUCAGGAUGUGGGAAGUUGGGAAUGGAAGAGAAUUGUGUACUGUACUUUAAGAAUAUGCAGCAUCUAGGCGUCGAACCCGAUUCAGAUUGUUUGGUUUCUGUCAUUUCUUCAUGUUUAAAAUUAGGAGCGACCAUUCUGGGCAAGUCGGUUCAUUGUUAUGCCAUCAGAAGAUCAAUUGAUGGGAAUGCCUCAGUUGCCAAUUCACUCAUAGGUUUCUAUGGUAGGUCGGGUAAUUUGGCAGUUGUACAAAGAAUUUUUUCUAGGAUGAAGAGAGAUAUUGUCUCAUGGAACACUGCAAUGUCAUCAUAUGUUCAUAAUAAGCGUUAUGAAGGUGCCAUUGCUCUUUUUGAUAGAAUGGUAUCAGAGGAUAUGAAGCCCAACUCCGCAACGUUAGUCAGCGUGCUUGCAGCCAGUGCUAAUCUGGCUUCAUCAGAGAAAGGAGAAAGGAUCCACCGGUAUCUGGAGGAAGAAAUGAUUGAAAUUAACCUUCCUCUUUCAACUGCAUUAGUUCAUAUGUAUGCAAAAUGUGGAAAACUUGACAAAGCACGUGAAUUAUUCGACCUAAUGAAGGAGAGGGACAUCAUUUCUUGGAAUGUUAUGAUUUCUGGUUAUGGAACGCAUGGACAUGCAAAAUCUGCCGUUGAGAUUUUCCAGCUGAUGGAGGAUUCAAAGGUUAGACCAAACGCACUCACUUUUCUUGGACUUCUGUCAGCCUGUGCACAUGCCGGUCUUACUGAAGAAGGGAAGCAUCUCUUUUCUAGAAUGCAGCAUUAUUCCAUUGAACCGAACUUAAAGCACUAUACUUCCAUGGUAGAUCUUCUUAGCAAGUCUGGGGAUCUGCAAGGAGCUGAAGAGUUGGUUCUUUCAAUGCCUGUACCCCCCGAUGGUGGUGUAUGGGGGGCUCUAUUGAGUGCUUGUGCCAUCCACGAAAAACUGGAGGUCGGAAUGAGGGUUGCAAGCCAUGCGAUUCAAUCUGAACCAGAUAAUGACGGAUAUUACGUGUUGCUUUCCAAUAUGUGUAGUUCCAUGGGGAGAUGGGAAGAGGCGGAGAUGGUCAGGGAAAUGAUGAAAGGUGGGGGUGUGCAGAAGCGAGCAGCCUGGAGUGCCACAUAACUGGAGUAGUGUUCUUAAAAGUAUGUUGUUCUUUGAGACGAAACAAGCCAAUGACUGUGAUGAAAUGCUGCUACUCAGUUUCAGUGAGGUAGGCUCGCCAAAUACAGACUUGCUCAAAGGUGGACCUGCCUGCGAAAAUCGAGCUAUAUUGGAGAACUAUGUCAGAGUACGAUAGCAUGGGGAAGCCAGCAUUCCUCUUGAUCAGACAUCAUUGGUCCAGGGGCUGAUGAGAUCAAAGGUGGUUGAGUUGGGAUCGGAAGUUUACUUUACAUUCGACUUAGGGUGAGAAUUGCUGUCGCUUUAUGCUGGCAACUUUAUCAACUAACAAAUAGUUUCAUCAGAAGAAAGAAUUCGAGAUUGUUCUUGUUUUUCCCCUUGGCAUAGAAAUGAUAGCUCAUCUUGCUUUCGCUUGCUGAGGUGGGGAGAAUGCUGGUACCGGUGGUUUGGGAGUGAUCUUUGGUUCUGGGUGUAGGAUGCUGGAAGGUUAAAGAGAAUCAAGGAAUUUCGAAUUGAUGCAAUGGAUGUCAUGCUGCAAUUAUUGUCAUUGGUAGCUGAAGCAGAUUUCUGACAUGACCAUGGUGCUUCCUUUUGUCUGUCAGGUGCACUUCCCAAGUAAUUACAUUGCAAUCAAGCAAACGUAAUCCGAUGAGAAGCAAACAAAAGGCUAUGGAGAGUGUGAGCAGCAGGAGAACUUCAAGAUCCGCAAGCACUGGCCAGUUGAGGUUUGUCGAUGCUGUUUCGUCAGAUGGCUCAGCCCGAGCUCAACACGGCAAAGUUGUUGCACAGAAUGCUCGAAGCUCGUUGGUUAAAGACAAAAUUGUCUGUGCACUCUUCAUGUAGGAGGAGUGUUUUGGUAAGUUUCCCUUCGAACUUUGUAUUUGGGGAUAUCUCG
This is a messenger RNA of Rhodamnia argentea, 3375 nucleotides long. RefSeq names its product pentatricopeptide repeat-containing protein At4g39952, mitochondrial. Bases 138 to 2483 code for a protein of 781 amino acids. Gene Ontology annotation, molecular function: RNA binding; protein binding. Gene Ontology annotation, biological process: RNA modification. The record is from RefSeq and is a predicted model, not a curated record. Lineage: Eukaryota; Viridiplantae; Streptophyta; Magnoliopsida; Myrtales; Myrtaceae. The transcript is spliced from 5 exons.